Molecule: messenger RNA, 1299 nt
Organism: Condylostylus longicornis
Lineage: Eukaryota; Metazoa; Arthropoda; Insecta; Diptera; Dolichopodidae
Product: arrestin domain-containing protein 17-like
Exons: 6
Coding region: 10-1122 (370 amino acids)
Biological process (GO): protein transport
Cellular component (GO): cytoplasm
Source: RefSeq, a predicted model, not a curated record
GUUGUACGUAUGUGCACUCUUAUAAAUUAUUUUAGCGGUUCAACUAUAAAUGGCAUUGUCGAAAUAACAGUAAAUAAACCAACCAAUGUUCGAAGCAUUGCAUUGGUAAUAAGUGGAGAAGCUAAAGUCGAUUGGAGUGAAGAUGAGGGAAUGGGCGAUGAUAAAAAGUCAGUAACAUAUAGCGCGAACGAAAAUUAUAUUAACACAACCACUGUUCUGUAUGGAUCAACAGAUGGAAAUACUGUAUCUAUUAGUCCAGGCUAUCAUACAUACAAAUUUCUAUGCACACUUCCACCAGAACUACCAUCAUCCAUUGAAGGACGUGAUGGUAAAAUUCGUUAUUCUGCUAAAGUAGUUUUUGAUCGACCAUGGAAAUUUAAUAAAACAUUUAAUACCGGAUAUACUGUCAUCAAAAUUACAGAUCUUAAUUAUGAAAAUCCUCAGAUUAGACUACCAUCAACUUUAGAAAUUCAAAAGAAAUUUUGGUGUUGUUGUUUCGCAAGCAGACCACUUAUUGUCGAAGCUACUAUACCUAAAUCCGGUUAUGUUUCUGGUGAAUACAUAUCGGUUAAUUUCAAAGUAUUUAAUACAAGUGGUAAACGUAUACAGCGUUUUAGUGUUUCCUUAAAACAAUUAAUCAAUUCAAAAUCUGAUUAUCCAAGUAGUAAAUCAAAACUUCAAACAAUUACCCUCACAAAACAGGUUAUAGGUUCUAUUGAAAAUUCACAAAGAGAUGUGUUUCAAUCCAGUUUAUUAAUACCACCAGUUCCACCUACAUGCAAUGAGAUAACAUGUCGAAUUGUACAAGUUAAUUAUGAAGUUCAUGUUAAAGUUCAUGUAAAUGGGCCUCAUAUAGCUCCAGUUGUAAAACUUCCGUUAAUAAUUGGAAAUAUUCCUCUAACAUCAAUUAACAAAAAUAGUAAACAAGAACCACUAUCUACAAAUUCGUUGCUGCAAAAUCCCAAAACUCCAGAGAUUUCUGCUGAAGAAUUCGGCUUUCCUCCACCUUCAUAUGAAGAAGCAAACUAUGUAGAAAAAGUAAAUAUGAAUGCAAAUGAACAACAUCCCAUUGCCGAAUCCACUUAUUUACCACGAUAUCCGGUCUUUAACUUUAAUCAAUAAUUUUCUAAUACUUUGGAAUUUUUUUGAUUAUAUUUUUAUUAUCCUAUUGCAACUAAAUUUUUUUUUGAUUUUAAUAAACCUAAGUAAAAAAUUUGAUGAACAAUGCUGUUAAUUAAAGUCCACUUAAUAUAAAUAGGUACAUAAUGUAAGGCAAAGAAACAAAAAUAUUAAUCUUAU